UAACGAUAAAUCCCCGGUCACACUGCGUAGCAAGCAUUGUUUUGAUUUUGGGGCAACAUGUCAGAAAAUAAAGAUGAAAAGCAAAAGGCUAGUAAUCCUGAGAGUAAGCCAGAGAGAUCGCGAGGAAACAGGAGAAAAGACAGGAAGGAAAAAAGUAAUCCGACCGUCAAGAUAGUGAUGCGGCAUUUGCCGCCGACAAUGACGGAGAAGGAAUUCUUGGAUCAAGUGGGGCCGUUGCCGUCGGAAAGCGACUCGUACUAUUACUGCCAAGCAGAUUGGUCCCUGGGUCAUGACGCGACAUGCCGGGCAUACAUCGAUAUGACCCCAAAGGAUAACACCGAGCUUCUGCAAUUUCGAGAUCGAUUUGAUGGAUACGUUUUCGUUGAUCAAUAUGGCGUUGAAUACCAUGCCAUGGUGGAGUAUGCUCCUUUCCAGUGCUUCCUUAAGAACAAGUCCCGAACUGAUGACAAGGUAAACACGAUUGAGGCCGAGGCGCACUACCAGGCUUUUAUUCAGAAGCUGGCUGAUGAAAGAGAAGAGGCAAGCCGCAUAGGUGAAGUUAAGAUCGACCUGACGUUCGACCGAAAAUCUGACGACAGGGUGAGGUCCACCCCUUUGCUUCAAUACCUAGCUAACAAAAAGGAAAAGCGGCGGGAAGAAGCCCGAAAACGGAAUGAAGAGAAAAAGAAACACCGCGAGGAGCAAAAGCAAGUCAGAUUAAUGGAACAGUCGGAAAGCAGUAAGCCGAAAGAAUCCACUGCUGACGUUAGAAAGGAUACUGGCACCAAGCCCAAAGGCGGCACUAAAGAUGCUCAAUCCCAAAAUCAGACAACUGAAGGAGCAAAGAACUCGCGGUCAAAACGUCGGACGGAGCGCGAUCAACGUCGACGUGAAGAGCAUGAGCAGCGAAAGCUGGACCGCGAACGUGACCAGAAAGAUAUAAAGAAUCCUGAACGCCAAGAUAACCCCGAUAGGGAAAAGCCUUUCAGCAAUAAAAAUGGUAAAAAAUCGAAACAGCAGAAAGAUCCGAAUAAGCCAGAAAGAGAUAUUGCUAUUUUAAGAAAGGAAAGCAAAUUUGAUUUGAAAAAAUGUGAAGAGCUUCCAUCAGCGUCCAAGAAAACGAAUGUAGGUGAUUGUUCGGAAGCAGCGCAGCCAAAAUCGAAGGAAGAAAUCAGCGUUCCAGAUACCAUAAAGAAAACUGUUCAAGCUGUCAGCGAUCAAUCGGAAAACGACAAUUCGGCAGCUACUACGGUUCAGCCGGCCGGUCCAUCUAGGUCAAAAAGUUUCGAUGAUACGCGGAAAUCAAGCUUUCGAUCAUCCGAAGAGCGUCGCAUUCGAAAUAAGGAUCGUCCUUCUAUUGCAAUAUAUCAGCCAAAGGCUCGCGUUCGUAAGGGAUCGGGAGAUCAGUCUCAAAACGGUAACAAAGACGUCUCCAAAUCGCGCGACGAGCCAAUUUCGGAUGGAGAGGUUUCUUUAGCUGAGGAGAAGCCGGCAAGGAAAAACAAGAGGCCAGGUCGUCGCAAUAAGUCAAAGCCCUGUCAGGGUAUCUCCAAGUCUUCAGAAAAUAGCUGCAGUGCAAACGAACCGGCCAUCGUGAAAUAAGAAAAAUAUGUUUAUUUUUAAAUAAAUGAACAUUCACUCUUGGGAUGGGGCAGUUGCGUCAGUAGAACUCGCUCUCCAUAUCCAUCUGUGUACAAGUCCUCUGAUUAUUCUUAA
Messenger RNA from Drosophila pseudoobscura, 1716 nucleotides. It is a transcript of the gene Upf3, whose product is annotated as UPF3 regulator of nonsense mediated mRNA decay. NCBI's taxonomy places the organism in Eukaryota, Metazoa, Arthropoda, Insecta, Diptera, Drosophilidae. The transcript has 2 exons. The record is from RefSeq and is a predicted model, not a curated record. Gene Ontology annotation, biological process: nuclear-transcribed mRNA catabolic process, nonsense-mediated decay; positive regulation of translation. The coding region runs from base 58 to 1602 and encodes 514 amino acids. Gene Ontology annotation, molecular function: mRNA binding. Gene Ontology annotation, cellular component: nucleolus; cytoplasm.